AACCGUUUGCGUAACUAACUUUCAGAUGUUAACGCUUUUUUUGUCUCAAUUGUUAUGUUGAUUUUAUGUUGUGUUAGGUUUAAUUGAAUUUGUUUUAAUUUAAAAAUUAUAAUUCUGUUAGCUAAAUUUUUCUAAAUUUGUUGUUAUUCUUCUAUUUUCUUUGUCGUUCCAAUUGUACAGGUUUGGUUUCAGAAUAGGCGAGCAAAAUGGCGACGUCAGGAAAAAGCGGAAACAUCUUCUGGUUUUCAAGGUAUAAAUGAUCUAAAUUCACCACGAUUACCUGGAUUAACUGAUUCACCAGUUAAUAACAAUCAUUCAUCGUCGACAAGUUUAAAUCAUUCCUCACUCGGGAUACCGCAUCAUUCAGUUAGUCACAAUUCACUUUCAAGUCUUCACUCAUCCAUUCCUCCGAGUCUGUUGAUGAGUGAACUUUGUGGUCGGUCACAAGGUGCAUAUUAUCCGUUAUCAUCUGUAGAGUCUUGGAUAGCUGCAGCAAGUGUGGCAACAUCUUUAUCACCUUCUUCUGGUUUACCAUCAAAUCCAUCUGGAGGCAUAUCUUCAUCAUCACCAGCAACCACUUUACCCACACAAUCAGCUUCAUCCAUUUCUAUUAAUGGAAAUUCAAUUGCUAAUCAACAAACUAACGGAGCUCAUUCUUUCCCUGUCAAUUUCAAAGCUCACCCAGGAUCCGUCUAUCCAAAUUACUUUUUAAACUCUACACAAUCGUUGGACCUUUCAACUGGUUCGCUAGACAGUGUUUCCUCUAGCCUUCAUUCAUCUCAUUAUAUCAAUCCCCUCUUUGGAUUACUACUUAACUCUCAAACCCAAAAAAGAAACCAAAGUGAGAAGCAAACCCUUUCAUCCCUAGUUAACUCGAGUAAUGAAUCAAAAUUGCAGUCUGAUCAAAAUACAACUGCGAACUCACCCAAAAGCAAAAUAAGUUGAUGCAAAUAGACUUGAACCCUUAAAUCACUGUUCCUUUAUUGCCAUUCAUUACCCUGUACGCUUUUGAAGCUGAAAAUUUCAUUCAGAUCAAUUUUCUUAACUGAUCUAACCGUAAAUAAAGAUUUUUUUGUUUCAUAAA
Molecule: messenger RNA, 1084 nt
Organism: Tetranychus urticae (two-spotted spider mite)
Lineage: Eukaryota; Metazoa; Arthropoda; Arachnida; Trombidiformes; Tetranychidae
Source: RefSeq, a predicted model, not a curated record